This is a messenger RNA of Malus domestica (apple), 948 nucleotides long. The record is from RefSeq and is a predicted model, not a curated record. Lineage: Eukaryota; Viridiplantae; Streptophyta; Magnoliopsida; Rosales; Rosaceae.
AAUCAUGGCAGGUUGAAGAAACUGAGAACGUGAUUUUGGCCUCAAGAGAGAAGAUGGAGUUCUAUCGCACAAAAAUGCAGGAACUUGUUCUGUAUAAAAGCAGAUGUGAUAACAGAUUAAAUGAGAUCACAGAAAGGGCAAUUGCUGACAAGCGUGAGGCUGAGUUACUGGCAAAAAAAUAUGAGAAGUACAAACAAGUGGCAGAAAUAGCAUCUAAAUUAACUAUUGAAGAGGCCACAUUUCGCGAAGUUCAGGAGAGGAAAAUGGAAUUGCAUCAAGCAAUUGUUAAAAUGGAAAAAGGAGGUAGUGCAGAUGGUAUUCUUCAGGUCUGUGCUGAUCGUAUACAAUAUGAUCUUGAGGAGCUAGUAAAGGCUCUUACACAACGUUGCGAGAAACAUGGAUUAAACAUGAAGUCAAGUGCAAUAUUUGAGCUUCCAACUGGAAACCAGAAAUUGGCAUCCAUUGGAAUACUAGUCAACCAGUGGAUAACAUAACAUGGCUUAGCAGUGAAUGUGAACAGACUUGGCCCCUUUUCGUUGGAUCGUACCUUGUGGGUACAACUUGUACCGUACAAGGCUAUCAGUUUGGAAGCGUUGAAGGCUUGCUUGAGGAAUUUCAGACAUCUGCAGAGUGGAAGAGUGUAUCUACCUGAUCCCGAAUUCCUGAUGAUGGGGAGCUACUUGAUGCUGCAUGUAGAUCUUUGAUCAAUGAGUUUUCCGAAGUUUUUCAGGCUGUAUUCAUUAUGAAACCAUGUCAAGGUUGGAUUUACAAGCCGUCUGAAUCUGAAGGGCUACAUUUCUAAAUCCUUUGUGGAUCUGAAAUAGACAUGGCUGUCGACGCUCUCAGAAUGAAUACUUAAGCAUACUUAGAUUGAAAUUGUUAGAGCUCUCAACUUGUAACUUGUUAUGCACGUUAUAAGAUCUACAUGAGAAGAUUUAGGUUUGGAUC